AUGCAGCAGCGGCUCUGCAGUUGGUUGCUGGCGCUGCCACAGUUCCCUCCCAUCCGAAACCUCGGCCUUACGUUACGUGACUGCGAUCUUCGCCCCUCAUCUCUGCUUCGCAAGUUCAUGCACCGUACGAGGCUCUCGCUUGCGGAGUGGACCAUCUACCCUGACGAGUACGGCUUCAGUGGAUAUGACCUUUGCGACCUCGUAUUCUCGCAUUACACCGUCCUGCACACCUUCACACUCGACCCGAUCAGCCUCUUCAUGGUGCGCACCCAAUACCGGCACGACCCCGGACGCUUCCGGCGUCUCCUGCUCGAAGUGGUCGCUGCACCAGCGCUCCGAAACGUCGUCGUGCACCUCAAGGUUGACGACGAAUACUCCGUACUGCACUGGGAGCCGGAGCAGCCGGAUUGGGCCGCCCUCGACGACGGCCUCGUGAAGUGCCCUCUUCUGGAGCAGGUAUCCUUCUCCGAUAGCGAAACGCAUGCAGUGCUGGGCGAAGUUUGUCGCGCGCUCGUCGACCUCAGCCGGCGGCGCGUCUUCGUACACCUGACCGCGAACCGGAUGGAAUCACUCAGGAUCAGCCACCUGGUGAACGAGCUCGCCACGAUCCUCGAAUCGCCGCUCUGCACAAUUUCCCCGCACGUUCGCCAUCUCACGCUACAGCAACCUCUGCCUUACAGGGGCGGCUUGCCCGACGGGGUCUUGCGGCGCCUGCCCAACCUGACGAGCCUGACCGUGGACGGUACGGAGGAUGAGCCUUGCAUUCUGCCGGAUCUGCAGCCCAUAUCGCACGGUCUCCUUCCCCUGACCGUGCUGACGCUCAAAUACGCCAACGUCGUCUCGUUCUCGAUAAUCGCGCAUGCCAUGGUCGCACUGCCGCGGCUACAAAGCCUCUGCCUGUACGAGAUAUCAGACCAAGACACUGACGGCAGUUCCGACGAACUUAUUCCUAACCCGCCGGAGGGCACGCUCGCGCACCUUGAGAACCUUGUUUGUAUCAUGGAGCGCGACAUCGGCGCGCGGCUGCUGCGGCGCUUCCUGACCUGGGUGCUGGCGCUCCCAGCAACGCCACCCAUCCGGGCACUGACCAUACGCCUGCUCGGCGCAGAGCCAGACGUGCUGUUGCACGUGCGCGAUCUCGUCGAGCGCAUCGCACCCACGCUCACCGAAUGGCGCAUCGACCCCGACGACGGCGACGAUUUUCUGGGAAUUGAGUCCAUUGACCUCCCCUUCGCGGCUUUCACUUGCCUCCGCACGCUCGCUUUCGACCCUAUCGAUUGGUGCACCCUUCGCGUCGGCUUCGGUGGCCCCUCUCGUGCCCUAGUCGACUUCCUCUCCCCCAUCCUUGCUGCACCAAACCUCGAGCGCCUCGUCCUGCGCUUCAAGAUCGACAAACUCUCGGGGAAGGAGACGUUGCGGGAUGUCGUCUUCAUGAUGGACUUCCGGAAGGUACUACCGAAGCUCGCGAGGGUGAAGUUGGAGGACGUGAGGCCUGUACUCGAGCCCGCCGCUCGUGGCACAUCGUCCUUCUGGGGAUACAGUCAGAGUUGCCUUGACUCCAACGCUCACGUCGGCGAAGAAGACAUUCCGGCAUACGCGCAGGAAGUAAAGGCGCACUACCAAGGGACACAUCGCAUCCAGGGCCUCAACCUCAUCCACCCCUCCCCUCCCCCGAGCGCGGACCAGGACUUGGUCUCGAAUGUGCCCGAUCUCUCCGCGGCGCAGCUCGACUUCUGGGCGAACUUCAACUUCACGAACGAGGAUGGGCCCCUCGGACCCACGAGCGACAGGUCCGCCAAGUCGUUCUCGGACAAGAGCGAGAGCCCGGUGAUCAGCAGCGCGAGCGCCCAGCAGCGCGGGCAGCAGACGUUCCCCCAGCUCCCCAACCAGACCCAGCAGCAGCAGCCGCAGGUCGACAUCGGCUCGCUCCUCUAUGCGCUUCAACAGCAGCAGAUCCAGCAGCAGCAGCAGCAGCAGUCCUUCGCCCCCCAGCAGCUCGCGAGCCUCCUCGCCCUCCAGGGCUUCGCGCAGCAGCAGAACCAGCUCUCGCAGCUGCAGCUCCCGCCCCUUCAGCCUACUCUCUCGCGAUCGACUCCGUCUCAGGCGCCACCCGCCGCCCCGGUCUCGCAGCCACCUCCCCCCAAGCGGCAGCGCACGGUCUCCGCGGCAGCGGCCUCCCCCGCGACCCCCUCCCCUCUCAAUACGGCCGGCAUGUCAAGUGAGGCAGCCGCGAUCGCUGCAGCGGAGGACAAGCGUAGGCGGAAUACGGCCGCCAGUGCGCGGUUCCGUAUGAAGAAGAAGGAGCGCGAGGCUGCCCUCGAGGGCAAGGCGAAGGAGCUUGAAGAGCGCGUCGCCGAGCUUGAGCGCGAGUGCGAGACGCUCCGGCGUGAGAACGACUGGCUGAAGGGACUCGUGGUCGGCGUUACGGGCUCCGUCGCACCGCCCACCGCGCCCAGUCAGCAGCAGCAUACGGGCGGAACGGGAACGAAGCGGGGGCGAGACGAUUAG
Schizophyllum commune H4-8 is the source of this 2508-nucleotide messenger RNA. RefSeq lists its product as uncharacterized. Gene Ontology annotation, cellular component: nucleus. The record is from RefSeq and is a predicted model, not a curated record. The transcript has 9 exons. Bases 1 to 2508 code for a protein of 835 amino acids. NCBI's taxonomy places the organism in Eukaryota, Fungi, Basidiomycota, Agaricomycetes, Agaricales, Schizophyllaceae. Gene Ontology annotation, biological process: regulation of transcription by RNA polymerase II. Gene Ontology annotation, molecular function: RNA polymerase II transcription regulatory region sequence-specific DNA binding; DNA-binding transcription activator activity, RNA polymerase II-specific.